UUGAAAAAUAUGAUAAAUUGAUAAAUCAUAUUUAAAGCUUAUUCUAAAGAUAAAGAAAAAACAAGAAAAUCAUAACCUAUAAGAAAAAUUUGUCACUGGUCAUACAUAUAAGUAAAAAAUGGCAGCAACAACUUUUCAUAAAUUGGUUUUAGUAAUUGGAUUUUCAUCGUUAUUUCAUGCAGCUUAUUCUGCUGCUCAACAUCGCAGUUAUCUUCGUAUUACAGAGCAAGAAUUCUAUGCCUUACCCGCAGAUAUUGUAAUACAAGGAAUUGUCAGUUUAUUUGUGGUCAUGUAUGGUGUAAUGUUUAUAGCUGGUGAUUUCAAAGAAAUUCGAGCAACUGUUGAAUUAGAAAACAAAUCAUGGGAAACGUUUAGAAAUAUAUCAUCAUUUUAUACAUUCAAUCAUCGAGGAAAAGUGCUUUCACCAAAUUUUAUACCUUCACAAAAAGCUUCACUUGAAGAAUUAGAAUAAUUUUAUUAUAUUUAUAGAAAGUU
This is a messenger RNA of Chrysoperla carnea, 495 nucleotides long. RefSeq names its product ER membrane protein complex subunit 5 (gene EMC5). Lineage: Eukaryota; Metazoa; Arthropoda; Insecta; Neuroptera; Chrysopidae. Gene Ontology annotation, cellular component: early endosome; plasma membrane; EMC complex. The transcript is spliced from 3 exons. The record is from RefSeq and is a predicted model, not a curated record. The coding region runs from base 119 to 472 and encodes 117 amino acids.